Pistacia vera is the source of this 1404-nucleotide messenger RNA. RefSeq names its product anthocyanin regulatory C1 protein-like. NCBI's taxonomy places the organism in Eukaryota, Viridiplantae, Streptophyta, Magnoliopsida, Sapindales, Anacardiaceae. The record is from RefSeq and is a predicted model, not a curated record. The coding region runs from base 157 to 1161 and encodes 334 amino acids. The transcript has 3 exons.
AAAUAUUUAUAUAUAUAUAUAUAAAAUUGGCAUAUAUAUUGCCUGGCUCCUUCACUCUCUUAGAGAUACAACCCAAACACUUGGGAGCUCAAAAUAAAAACAAACCGGACAACUUCAAAAAGAAAGAGAGAGAGAGAGAGAGAGAGGGAGAGAGAGAUGGGAAGGAGUCCUUGCUGUGCAAAAGAAGGGUUGAAUAGAGGAGCAUGGACAGCUUCAGAAGAUAAAAUACUCACUGAGUACAUUAAAGCUCAUGGUGAAGGAAAAUGGAGAAAUGUACCCAAAAAAGCAGGAUUGAAAAGAUGUGGGAAAAGUUGCAGAUUGAGAUGGUUGAAUUAUCUGAGACCUGAUAUUAAGAGAGGCAACAUUAGUCGCGAUGAAGAGGAACUGAUAAUCAGGCUACACAAGCUCCUGGGAAACAGGUGGUCUUUAAUUGCUGGAAGGCUUCCAGGGCGAACAGACAAUGAAAUCAAGAACUACUGGAACACCAACAUUGGCAAAAGAUUACAAGACCACCAUCAAACAAACUCUCCAUCAAGUACUACCAGAAGAGCUUCAUAUCAGUACCGAGAAAAGGCGAAUUUUGCAGUCGAAAAAAAAUCGCCAUCCAAGUCUCCGUCUCCGAAAACUGAUAAGGAUUCAAAUUUGAUUUGGACAAAGGCUUCAAAGUGUAACAAAGUGGUCAUUAGUCCCUUAGAACCACAAAAUUUUGACCAAGAUCAUCAAGUUAUUGACAGUAAGCAGCUUGCAGCUGGAGCCGGAUCCAGAGGUGGAGGUGGAGCCACAGUGGUGAUGAACAAUAAUGAUGAAGAUGAUCAUUAUACUGUGAAGGGAGGUGAAGCAUUACCGGAAUUCAACUUUCAGGAGAAUAAUCUAUCGGAUUUCAUGAUGGAUUUGCAAAUGGACGAGCAUUUACUGUCAUUUCUCAACUCAGAUUUCUCACAAUUAUCAUCUUUUGAAAAUAUUAUUAAUAAUGGAGGUCCAAGUGGUAGUGCUGAAAUCAUUAACUCAUGUGACAAAGGCUCUUUAGGUGGUGGUGAUGAUCGUCAUCCGAAUUCUAACCAAACCCUUUUGUUUUGUGAAGACAAGAAGAAGCUCCAUGACUCCGAUUUUCCCUUUAUGGAUUCAUUAAUGGGCUCCGGAUUUGAAUGGUUUCAAGACUAAAUAAUCACCUGACUUAACUAAUAUUAUUGUAAUUAUUAUUAUUAUUAUUAUUAUUAUCAUAUUAUGUAUAUACCUAGCUACAUGUAGAGAUAGUUAAGGAUGUAGCUCGUGCAAAAUAGGUUAAUUUUCCAUGUGCAUAAGAAUAUCUCUCUCUCUUUCUUUGAGCUUGUCGUUUGCAAUCUAGUGGGAACAUAAAAUAAAACUAUGUAUAAUUUAAAGAAUUUGAAUAUCAAAACUCUCUCU